Macadamia integrifolia is the source of this 1745-nucleotide messenger RNA. RefSeq lists its product as uncharacterized. The transcript has 2 exons. The record is from RefSeq and is a predicted model, not a curated record. Gene Ontology annotation, molecular function: DNA binding. Gene Ontology annotation, cellular component: nucleus. The coding region runs from base 25 to 1533 and encodes 502 amino acids. Lineage: Eukaryota; Viridiplantae; Streptophyta; Magnoliopsida; Proteales; Proteaceae.
ACGGGUAAGUAGCAAUGGAAUGGAAUGGGAGAGACAGAGAGAGAGAGUGUGCAUCUGCGUAAGCACCCAAAACCAAUCAGAAAGAAACGCAGCAAAUUCCCCGGGAAAAAGAACACCGGCGGCCAGAAAGCACAAGUGGUGGUGGGUUUCCCAAACGCACUGGACCCAUUUCCUUCUUCUUCAACCUCUGAGCCUCGUCAAGGCCCUGAACCUCAAGAGCAGAAAAAGAUUGCUUCCCUUCCCCACCUCAUCUCCUCUAAUAAUUGCUAUUGUGAUGGAAAGGGAUCCCAUAAACUGCCGUCGGCUGACAAUUGUAAGACUAAGGCCCGGCAAACGACGACAUCGAUGUUGGGAACUCUCGAUUUUGGGACUUCCACACCUCAAAAUGGAGAGAAGAGGCGAAGAAGAGGUAAGCCGUUAAGUUGUUUGACUCUCACAGAGACGGAGAACCCUUCCUUUUAUGAGUCUACCAACGAAGUGGAAGCGCACCCACCCCCACCGAAGGAUGGGGAGGGGGCCAUGGCCGCUGCAUUAGUGAAAAGGAGGAGGACAAGAAGCGAUGGUAGACCGCCGACGACAAAUGGAAGGAAGAAGAACAAGAAGAAGCUAAGUAAUAAUAAGAGCCAGCAAUUGCAAGUGGUGUCUCCCUUCUUCCAUAAUAAUAAGGCGAUCUCCUCAGCGGAAAAGCUGACGCAGAAUUCCCCUCCACUGCCCAAUACCCUAAUUAAAGAGAAAAUUAGCCGAAUUCUACUCAAUUCCCCUUUCUCCAGGUCGUCUUCUUUGUCAGGAGAAGAUGGAAAAACUAAUAUAGAAAAGGCAGCUAAUGAUCUGUCGAAGAACAAAGAAGAUUGCAAUGGGGUACCAAAUGGGGCGGAGAAAGCACUACUCUUCUCAUCUGAUUCUCAUUCUUAUGGGACCGUGAAAAUAGAGGAUAAGCCCGAUGCGGAGGACGCCGGCAUUGACGCUUCUCCAUCCAACAAGAGGCAAAGCAUUGAGCGGCAGCCACCUAAGGAAGCACCGGAAAACGUUCGCGUGGUUUCUUCUUACUUCCAGACCCCAACACUAACAGUGCAGCAGCAACAACAAAGGAGAAAGGUCGACUACACAACACUAAAACCGCACAGCAAGGCUAAGACCCGCCGUCCCAACAAGAAGAAGGUGGUGGUCGUUUCCCCUUACUUCUGCAAUGUUGCCACCAAGGAAGAAGAAGAGGAAGGGGGGAGUUACGAUGAGUUCACAAGUACUAGUUGGAACAAUGACUGCAAGAGACAGUCCACUAAUAAUGCCCCUGUCCUUUCGGCUUCUCAGAAGCUGGAUGAAGCUUACCGAAGAGUGACCCCUGAUAACCCGUGGAAGCCUCCACGCUCCCAUUUUCCUCUUCUUCAAGAAGACCAUGUCCACGAUCCUUGGAGGGUCUUGGUUAUUUGCAUGCUUCUUAACCGCACCUCCGGUGCACAGCACCAAGGACGUAUGAAAGGAGGAGGAAAAGGGGAGUCGGAAGGCCACACGAUUUUCUUUGAUGGGGGUUAUUAGUUUCUAUUUUCAGUUUUAAUAGUUUCUAAUUUCAGUAGUCUCUAAUUCCUAGUUUCUAUUUCCAGGAGGAGACUUGGUUUUUGAGUUAUUCAAAAUUCUCUAUAUUUUUGUGUUUUAGUGACCUGUAUUAUCCAGAACUGAGAUCGAUAGAUCUGUUUUAGUUCCUAUGUUCUCUUGGACUGUGGUUCAUGUUAAUAAGUUGAUUUUGAACC